AUGCCAAACACUUAUACGUCUCAUAAUACGUUACUAAUUCGAGUAGAGGACGAUCACGAAGAGGAAUCACAAGCCCAUUAUCAAAGUACAUUAUCCCCAAACCAUACAAGUCAUUCCGACACCCAUCGUCAAGAACACAUGACAGCAAAACACUCAUCACAAACUCAACGCAGCAAGCCAAAUUUAAAAGCAGCUCGCUCAUUUGAUUACCCUGCUCUAUCGACCAAAUGUCCACCAAAUUCACUUAGACCCGUAAGUACAACUGUUCCCUCAACACCGUCAGUUCCCAAAUCUUUUCUUCUGCCUAAAAAAAAACCUUCAUUGAAUAGGUUGAAUAUAAGAUCACAAGUGUUCAAGAGACAAAACUUGCAAAGAAACGUAGUCAAUAGUCCACAGUUUGAUCAGGAAUCGAGUGAGGUAGAAUUGGACGACGACGAAUUGACUUCAUUGCGCACCUCUAAGGCUAGUGACUCCAUCAUUUCACAUAUCAGGGACAGCUUAAUAGAUCCCAUACAGUCGUUGAGGAACUAUUACAAUGACUUUACAACUAUAGAUUGGACAAAGGCGUAUCUUAAAGGAAACCAAUUCAAUUACUCGUUGGAUAAGGGCGAAUGGAUUGGAUACGGCAAGACAAAUGAGUUGGACAACUACACUAACAAUAAACGAAUCCCCUUCUUGCAGAAACAAUACUACAUAUUGGGUAAAUGGAUAUUGAUUAUCCUUAUUGGUCUAUUCUUUUCACUUAUCGCUUUCAUGAUUGAUAAAGUUGAGAUAUUGUUAGUGGGAGUCAAAUAUGGGUACUGUAGAACUAACUGGUUUGCAAGUCAAGUAUCAUGCUGUGCUGAUAAGGUACAAACCGAGGCGAGUGGUCAACUUUUUGCAGCUGUUGAUGAACCACGAUGUUCUGAUUGGAUUAACUGGUCUCAAUUAUUCCAUAGCUUUUAUUUUGGGAAUAUAAUUCGAUGGGAUUUUAUUGUAUACGUCGCGUUAACCGUCGCUUUAGCUAUAUGUGCGUGCUUGAUCACGUUAACCACGAAAAUAACGACAGGCAUCGAAAAGGAGACUACAAAUGGUGAAAAUUAUCCAAAACCCCAACUUGAAACACCUCAUUUACAGAUCAAGCAACGGAUAAUUUACACAGCCAUGAGUUCAGGUGUACCCGAAGUUAAGAUAAUACUUUCGGGAUUCGUUAUACGUCGAUUCCUUGGUGUUUAUACCCUAUUCACAAAGUCAGUGGCUCUCAUAUUGGCAAUUGCAUCAGGUAUGUCGUUGGGUAAAGAAGGUCCUUAUGUUCAUUUGGCAACAUGUGUCGGUAACAUCACUUCACGAUACUUUCCUUUCAUCUAUACAAAUGAUUUUUUUGAAAAACAGAUAUUGUCAGCAAGUGCGUCUGCUGGAGUAGCACUAGCUUUUGGAUCUCCUUUAGGUGGUGUCCUCUUCAUCUUGGAAGAGAUAAAUAACCAUUUACCUAAUCAUCACUUGUUUCAAGUAUUCUUUUGUGCAAUUAUAUCCACAUUGUUUUUAAAAGUGUUGGAUCCGUAUGGUACAGGCAAAACAGUGUUAUUUGAACUCAAAUACUAUUCAGAUUGGAGACCAAUUGAAUUCCUUUUCUUUGUCAUACUAGGUGUCGCGGGUGGGGUAUUUGGUGCAUGUUUUGUCAAAUUUAUCAAGUGGUGGCCAAGGGUAUUCCGGAAACAUCGCAUAAUCAAACAAAAUCCAAUUCUUGAAGUUGGUAUUAUUGCAUUGGUGACAGGGCUAAUCACAUUUUGGAACCCUUACACCAAACAGGCAUCAUCAGAAUUAGUCUUGGAUCUCGCUACUUCAUGUUCAGGUAGGGAAUUAGAUCGUUCGUUAUGUCCAACUACAAGUCAUGAAUAUUUGCAUGAACUUUGGUCAUUAUCGUUUGCACUCUUAGUCAAAAUCGUUUUGACAUUUGUUACGUUUGGAUUGAAAGUGCCAUGUGGUAUAUAUGUGCCAUCAAUGGUUGUUGGUGCCUUGUUUGGCCGAAUAUUUGCAAUGUCGAUCCAAUGGAUCAGUUUGUGGGCCAAUAGUGGCAACGAGAGUUUGGGUGAUGGAGUAGGGGCAUAUGUUUUUGAAUUACUUACAUGUGGGUCAACACUAGUAUCAACAUCCACGAAUUGUAUUGACUUGGGUAUCUAUUCCAUGAUUUCCGCUGGGGCAUUUAUGGCUGGUGCAACUCGAAUGAACAUCACCAUAGUCGUCAUCAUGUUUGAAUUGACUUCGUCAUACACUUAUGUACUACCCAUUGCUAUUGCCAUUUCUGUCGCCAAUUGGUCAGGUGGAUUAUUGGAGAAGAACUCCAUUUAUGAAUCGGUAUUGAUUAACAACGAUUAUCCAUUUAUGGCAUCGGAUACAGAACCGGUUGACCCUAGAGCGCGAGUCAUUGACAUAAUUGACGGUGCUCUCAUUUUCGCUCCAGAAAAGUCCAGCUCUUCCUCCAGAAGCAAGGGUAACCAUAUUUAUAUUGAUUUGACUCAUCUGGGCUUUGUAUCAACUACCGUUCUAGAGGAAAAGCUUCACAUUCUAGCUAGCCACAACCUAUUGGAUGGUUGUAUUCCAAUCAUCAAGAAUAGAACAUGUUUGGGACUCAUUUACUUUGCUGAUUUGGAAAUUUGUCUUGAUCGAAUUAAUGCAUACCUAGAGGAAUGUGGCGUAAUCCAACGAGAAGUUGGCGAAAUUUACUGCAGAUUGAUCAACUAUUCUUCUCCAUCUCCCCAACAUAUAAUUUACGAAAAUGACUAUUUUUCUUAUGGAUCUACAGCAUCACUGGAUGAACUGCUGUUACUUGAUGAAUUAACAGAUCUCACUCCUUACGUUGAUACUCAUCCAUUAUUCAUUAGCGAAGAAUCGCCAUUAAGCUUCGCCAGUUUGAUUUUCGAACGCGUUGGGAAUCGAGUCAUUGUGUUAUUGAACAAAGAUGAUGGCUCUUGUUGUGGUGUAUUGCAUAAAAAGGUUUUGGUUGAUUAUUUACGUCGAGGAGAAUGUAAAGAGGAAUGA
This is a messenger RNA of Lodderomyces orthopsilosis Co 90-125, 3018 nucleotides long. RefSeq names its product Gef2p (gene GEF2). Lineage: Eukaryota; Fungi; Ascomycota; Pichiomycetes; Serinales; Debaryomycetaceae. The transcript has a single exon. Gene Ontology annotation, molecular function: voltage-gated chloride channel activity. The record is from RefSeq and is a predicted model, not a curated record. Bases 1 to 3018 code for a protein of 1005 amino acids. Gene Ontology annotation, cellular component: Golgi apparatus; membrane; early endosome. Gene Ontology annotation, biological process: transmembrane transport; chloride transport.